UGUUUAUAUACUAAAAAUACUAAAUACUAAAAGAGAAGAAAAUAGGGCUAAUUUUUUGUCUGAGCAUUGUUUUUUUGUAAAUUAUUAAAUAAAUUGAAAUGGCAAGCGAAGAUGAGGGAAUUGGGGAGCUGGAAUCCCGUCUGGAGGACGCAACUCUAGAGGACAUAGGCGCCCGGCAUCGCCGUGAGCGCAAGGAGCUGCAGGCGAAACUGCAGUCAUUGAAGAAGAACGCCCCGAAAAACAACAAGAACAAGAGGAAAGAGUUUCUGGAGGAGAUGGCCCGCUUAGAAGGGGAACUGGAGCAGCGUCACAAGGCGGAAUUGCAGGCGGCGGAGGCCAAGGACGCUCCAGAGGAAACGGAAGUCAAGAAGCCAGCGGAAAAGCCAGAAAACGCAGUGCCAAAAGAGGAGGAAGGCGAGGAAAAGGAUGAGGAGGAGGAGGACCAGGUGUCCUCCAAUCAGCGCGUGUCCAAGGCGCAGAAACGACGGGACAAGAAAGCCAAGGAGGCCCGUGCCCGCGAGGCUGAGAUCAAAACGGAGCUCCAAAAUGCGGCCAAUCAGCCGUCUCCCAAAUUAAUCGAACUCCAGCAGAUCACAGCGAAGCUAUCCCAACGCCAGCUAUCCCUACACAAUAUAGCCUCCGAUGGCGACUGUUUGUAUCAGUCCAUCAGGCACCAACUCCUUGUAAAUUCGCUGCCAGGCCACAGUGUUCAGGAAUUGCGUGAGGAGACGGCCAACUAUGUGCGCGCCCACAAGGACUCGCUCAUCUGCUACAUGGUUCACCCGGAAACAGGGGAUCUCCUCAACGACCAGCAGUUCGAAAAGUACUGCCAGGAUAUAGCCAAAACUCACGCCUGGGGCGGCCACAUUGAACUAAAGGCCAUAUCAUCGCUCCUCCGGGUGCCCAUUGAAGUUGUCCAAGCGGAGGGAGCGCCUACGCUUUUGGGACAGGAGGAAUUCGGUGGAUCGCCGCUGGUCAUCUGCUACCACCGACACAUUUACCAACUGGGCGCCCACUACAACUCCACAGUGCCAGUAGCCUAAAAAGGGAAUCUAAACCCAAUGACAACCGAAACUCGCUCGAUUUUGUAACAUUUUUUUGUUAUUACACUUUAUGUUGACUUUAUAAAUACGUAUGCAUUUUGGAAGAUUUGAAUUAUUGUCAAAAAUUGCAAGUAUGUAAUAGUUAUAUACAAUAAUAGUCAAUAUAAUAACAACUCUAGGUUAGCUAGCAACUUA
Molecule: messenger RNA, 1238 nt
Organism: Drosophila takahashii
Lineage: Eukaryota; Metazoa; Arthropoda; Insecta; Diptera; Drosophilidae
Product: deubiquitinase OTUD6B
Biological process (GO): protein deubiquitination
Molecular function (GO): cysteine-type deubiquitinase activity
Source: RefSeq, a predicted model, not a curated record